Sceloporus undulatus (fence lizard) is the source of this 1718-nucleotide messenger RNA. RefSeq names its product family with sequence similarity 221 member A (gene FAM221A). NCBI's taxonomy places the organism in Eukaryota, Metazoa, Chordata, Lepidosauria, Squamata, Phrynosomatidae. Bases 825 to 1682 code for a protein of 285 amino acids. The record is from RefSeq and is a predicted model, not a curated record. The transcript has 7 exons.
AGACUUUGGACUUCAACUCCCAGAAGCCUCGGCCAUGUCGGUCCAUAGACUAGGAUUCUGGGAGAUUGAGUCCUAAAUCCCUGAAAUAGCACUGGCAAUGGGCCCCAAACUAGGCCCUUUAAGACAUUUUUUUUUGGACUUCAGUUCCUAGAAGCCUCGGCCAUUUUGGCCAAUAGACUGGGAUUCUGGGAGCUGAAGUCCAAAAUCCCUUAAAGGGCACAGUUUGGGGGCCACUGUUAUAAUAUAAAGGGUUCAGCAGUGGUCCCCAAACUGUACCCUUUAAGAUCAGUUUGGAGCACUGACAGUCGGCCCCAAACUGUGCCCUUUAAGAGAUUUUUGGACUUCAGCUCCCAUAAGCCUCAGCCACAUUGGCCAGUAGCCUGGGAUUCUGGGAGCUGGAGUCCACAAUCUCUUUAAAGAGUUUCGGGACCACUGUUAUAAAGGGUUCAGCAGUGGUCCCCAAACUGUCUCCGUUAAGAGUUUUGGACUUCAGCUCCCAGAAGCCUCAGCCACUUUGGCCAAUAGCCUGGGAUUCUGGGAGCUGGAGUCCAAAAUAUUUUAUGGGGACAGAAAUGGUGGCUCUGGUGCAGAAAUAACCCACUUUGAGACCGCUUAAACUGCCUGGCUCCAUGCUAUAGGACUCAGGGAACUGUAGUUUUGUGAGACGUUUAGCCUUCUCUGCUACAAUAAACUACAGUUCCCAGGAUUCCAUAGCACUGAACCAAGGCAGUUAAAGAGGUCUCAAACGACAAUUUCUGUAGUAGUUCAGUUUAUCUUUAUCACUAGACUAGCACGGCAGGUGAAAAGGGGAUACAGAAUAAAAGAUGGUAGUGGUAAAAACCAGAAUUGUAGGUGAAGACGAUGGAGGGAAACUCUUUACUCCUGAAGAAUACGAACAAUAUAAGAAAAAGGUCUUACCGAUACGGUUGCAAAACCGAUUGUAUGUGAGCUGGAGAUCACCGACUGGCAUGGACUGCAAACUUGUGGGCCCUGAAACCCUGUGUUUUUGCACCCAUAGAUACAAACAACACAAAACAGAUUUUGAAGUUAUCCCAAAGGAACGCCCUAUUUCUGUGCCUUGUAAGGUCAGCCGAUGCCCAUGUACAUCCUACAACUUUGUUCCUCUCAAUGGUACUCAGCCCAUCCGAUGUAGAUGUAAGCAUUUUGCUGAUCAGCACAGUGCAGCACCUGGAUUUCCAUGUACCACCUGUUCCAAAUGUUCAGGGUUUCACAGUUGCUUUACAUGUGGAUGUGGCCAGCCAACAUAUGCUCAUGAGACAGUGGUGGAAACAAAAGAGGAGCGCUUAGCCCAAGGAAAGCCAGUGGGGCAAGAUGUCCCUUAUGCUGCAAUGGGAGGACUAACUGGCUUUAGUUCACUAGCAGAAGGCUACAUGAGACUUGAUGAUAGCGGGAUAGGAGCACCUUCCGCCCAGUUCCUAGAAUCUCCUGUAACCACCACAGAUCAUCCCUUUUUAAGAGCAUUGCAAGGACCUUCCAGUUCCAUUCAAGCACGCUCACAGCUAACAGAUGGUGGAACAAGUACAGCAAUGCAGAUUUCUAGUUUAAGGAGGCCUGAUGAAGAUGACAUGGCUUAUUUUGAAAGACAGUAUCAAGCACGGUUAAAACAAGAGAAGGCUCUGACACAGAAGGGGAAAGGUCCAUUGCCAUCAAAGAAUUCCUAAUAAGCAUUAAAUCAAACACAUGCUUUUUAAUUUGUA